GAACGCACCUUUUGUCGGAGCAUACAGUCAUUGACUUACCCACAGGUGUGGUAGCUUUCCAGAUGGACACCUGUGAUCCAAAAGUUUCAGCCAUUGCUGUAGCAUCUGGGGGUCACAUUUAUGUUUACAAGAAUAUGCGUCCAUUUUAUAAGUUUACUUUGCCAACCUUGAACAUUGAACCAGCUGAGUUAGAGGUUUGGAAUCAAGCUAAGGAGGACAAGAUUGAUAUGUCAAGUAUGAAAGAAGUCUUGGAAAGCAUUAGAACUGAAGUAGGUGAAUCCAACCUAAGCAGCAGGUCACAGAGAUUCCUCAUGUUGGAACCAGAAGAAUUAGAAGAAUUUGUUCAUGUACACAAACAGUUUCCACUCAAACGACAAACUGUGGUGACUUGUCUUAGUACUAUGAAGAAGUCCAUGGCUGAAGAUGAUGCAGUCAGCUGUCUUGUUUUGGGUACAGAAAACAAGGAUGUUUAUGUACUGGAACCUGAUGCUUUUACCAUCCUUGCUGCUAUGACAGUUCCUAGUGUUCCCGCAUUUCUAAAUGUGACUGGUUUGUUUGAUGUAGAAUACAGAAUCAUUGUUGCCUGCCGAGAUGGAAUACUUUAUACUCUCAAAAGAGGCUUCAAAACAGGACGUCUCUGUGUAGAGCUCUUAUCUCAACCAGUGGGUUUACUGAGAGUCAAGAACACUGUUGUUGUGGGCUGUAUGGAUCAAACACUGAGCUGUUUCUCUAUGAAGGGAAGAAAUUUGUGGACCAUCAAGCUAGAAUCUAGUAUUGUUGCUAUGGAAACAAUAGAUAUUACUUACCUAGGAAUUCAGCUGAUCGUUAUUGCACUGAGUAAUGGACUUAUACAACUUUAUCAAGACAAAUACUUGGUUGAUGUAGUGCCAGCAGAGGACGUAGUAACAGGAAUCAAAUUUGGCCGCUAUGGCAGAGAAGAGAACACUCUUAUUAUGACCACUCGAGGUGGUGGGCUGAUAAUAAAGAUUCUAAAGCGAACAGCAAAGUUUGACCCUAAAAACCUUACUCCAGGGCCACCCGCAGCUCAACACAUGAAGCUCAGUGUUCCUAAGAAAACUAAGUUGUUUGUAGAUCAAACCAUGCAUGAAAGAGAAAAUGCAGUGAGAAUGCAUAGAAGUUUCCAGCAUGACUUGUACCGUCUGCGACUCAACACAGCUAGAUCUUAUGUUAAAGUUCUUACAUCAAGUUUAACUCCUGUUUCUACUGGAGGGAGUGACCCUCUGAAGCUUUCAGCUCAAAUCCAAGGAUUAGGACCUGUCUUUCGUUUGCGAUUAGAAAUUCAAAACACCUCCACUGACAAACCCUCUACAAAUUUGUUCUUUACAUUUCAUUGUGAUGUUCGCAUCUACAGGGUAGACAAAACUUUUAUUCCGAUUCCAUUUCUUGCUCCUGGUUUACUAUAUUCAUCUGCAACCAAGGUAGAAUGUGUUAGUGAACUGGGAAUUUCUGAUGUAAUCAAGGUCUUUGUCCUCAGAGAAAAUGAGGGGGUACCACUCAUCACAGCAAUUAUCAACAUGCCCAUUAGUGAGGGAAUGAUGUCAUCAUACUAACUAUCAUUAGAUUUGGUUGAAAAUUGCAUCAAAAGAUAUUUUGUAAUUUAUUUGAAAUUUAUGUUUUAAUCCACUUUGUAACAUAGAAGACAGUGACCAAAAUUUUCCUUUUUGUCACUUAAUUCUAAACUUCCUGUUUAAUUCUUGAAAGUCCACCUUAACAGAAUGCAUUUUAUCUAAACUUUUAUUUGGGUUUACUGCAUAGUAAAUGAUCUGGCUCAAGAUAAAAUAACUCAAGUAUUUGUUUGCAGAAAUAUUUUUGUUUUUAAAGUAGUUUUUUAAUUACUAUUUGCACAAACACAAAUUUUGAGAAUAUAAUUCAAUAUGUACAGUUCUGCUAUUACAGGUAUUUUAGAGUGAUUACAUACAAUAUUUUUUUUGUUUUUAAAAUAUAGAAAACUUAUUUUUCUUAGU
Messenger RNA from Limulus polyphemus (Atlantic horseshoe crab), 1985 nucleotides. RefSeq names its product Bardet-Biedl syndrome 1 protein homolog (gene BBS1). Gene Ontology annotation, molecular function: patched binding; smoothened binding. Gene Ontology annotation, cellular component: BBSome; centrosome; axoneme. The transcript is spliced from 14 exons. The record is from RefSeq and is a predicted model, not a curated record. The annotation marks the transcript as partial. Gene Ontology annotation, biological process: non-motile cilium assembly; protein localization to cilium. Lineage: Eukaryota; Metazoa; Arthropoda; Merostomata; Xiphosura; Limulidae.